Cajanus cajan (pigeon pea) is the source of this 2371-nucleotide messenger RNA. RefSeq names its product PRLI-interacting factor. The record is from RefSeq and is a predicted model, not a curated record. NCBI's taxonomy places the organism in Eukaryota, Viridiplantae, Streptophyta, Magnoliopsida, Fabales, Fabaceae.
AGAAGCAAAAUCUUCACCGAUAAUAACCAGAAUUCUCGAGAAAAAGAAAAUCAAGAAGUCUUAAUUAGGGGUUUCACAGAUUCGUGAAAAUCUCGUAAAGAGGAAUACGAUUUCAGACUUAGGUCGAUUCCUUAAGAUCAAACCCUAAUCUCCCCGGUUCCGAAUUUGCGAAAUAAGGAAUUUAGGGUUUCGGUCUUUUUUUUUUCCGCUUCCGGUUUUCGCGAUCGGAGGUAGUGUUUCGAUCUUAACCGUUCCGUUUGAAAUUGCAAGGAUUAGCCCGAACCGUUAGGACUAGGGUUUCGUACACUCGUUACGAUGAACGACCAAUCGCAGAUGAUGAUGAAUUUGAACCAGAUGAGCCAGCCUCAGAUGAUGAAUCAGGUGCAGCAGAUGAUGAACCAGCCUCAGGUAAUUAAGCAGUCUCAGAUUAUAGGUCAGUCGCAGCCUCAGAUGCUCUCACAUAACCAGGGAAUGAGUCAGCAAUCGCAGCCUCAGAUGAAGACAUCUCAGAUUAUGAUGAACCAGUCUCAGCCUCCGAUGAUGAAUCGGGGAUACAAGGUCUGGUCUCAGCAACCUCCUCUGGACCCUAACAUGAAGUUUCAGAACCCUAUGAAACCGAAUUACAGGAGUAACUGGAAGGGGAAGAAGGUCACUGACAAACGCAAGGACCCUAGGAGAAUGGAUAAACCCAAUCCCAGUGUGCCUCUCCCUAUUCCAAUUCCAAACAGCAGUGUCGGUUACCAGCCCCCAACGCUGCACGAGUUGCAAUCGCAAAAUCGCUUAAAAGCGCGUAAGUUCUUUCCUAAGAAGAAGUUUAAUAAUAGGUUUGCUCCCUAUGCCCCUAGGAAUACGACGUCGUUUAUUAUUCGUGCCAAGAAGUCUGGUGGCAUAGCAUCGCUUGUGUCGCCUUGCCCCGUGACUCCCGCAGUGCUUCCUACGCCCAUAUUGUCUCCAUCGAGGGAGAUGUUAGGGGAUAUGGCGAAGGAGGAGUGGGGUGUUGAUGGAUAUGGGUCGAUGAAGGGUUUGAUCAGGCUUCGAUCACCGGGGCACGAGAUUGAUGUUCAUGAAGAGGAUGAUGAAGAGGAUGGUGGGUCCAGCGAGAGUGAUGUGGAGGAGCAUGUAGAGGUGGAGAGGAGGCUGGAUCAUGAUUUGAGUCGGUUUGAGAUGAUAUACCCUAAUUAUGGAGUUGAUUAUAAUAAUGUCUUAGAGAACAGGGUCGAUGAUCAGGAUUCACAUAUAGCUCAGUUGGAGGAGGAGAAUUUGACGUUGAAAGAGCGCCUUUUCCUGAUGGAGAGGGAAUUGGGCGAUCUGCGAAGGCGGAUGCUGUUUCUCGAGAGGCAGAGCCAGGCUGUGGAAGAUGUCAACGAGGAAGUGGUGGAGAAUGGGUCUGAUAAUGAAAGCGAGGGCGGAUUGGAUGUUCCUCUUAUGAGAAUUGAGAACAAUGUGGAGAUGAUUGACUCGGUGUUGGAAAGUGGGAGAAAUGAAAAUGUUGAGACCGGUGCAAAGUUGGACAAUGGUAGAAUAUCGGAGGCUGAAGGCAGUGAUGAUGUUUUUAUGGAAGCGUCUGUUCCGAAAGAAGCUGUUGUAAAGAAGGAUGAGGUCAGAGGUAGUGGAAUCGGGGGUGACUUUGUGUUUAAUGAAGUGAAGGAGAAGGAUGAGCAGAAGGAUGAUGUAGUGACACAACAGUGUUUGGCAGAUAAAAGUUUUGAAAAAGAAAAUGAUGUUAUGGAUAACAAAGAGAGUGGUGAUUUUGAAAUGCUGGACAGAAAUGAUGAAUCAAAAAGUCAAGUAGCAACAGAUGAAAAUACAAACGACUUAGUCUUAAAUGAGAAGGAUGAAAGCAAGAAUCAAGUAGAUGGUACAAGCUCAGGGACUGACUUGUCUGUCCCAUGUUAGCUUAAGUUGCUUGUCUGCAUAGGCUUUUGAAGGGAAGGCUAGAGUGGAAUGAAUUCUACAACUUUUUUAAUGCAUAAAUGUUGGUAUUUGUAGAUCGUAGGUCUGUAGUUUACCUUUUAUUUUGUCGCUAUUUUUUCAUAAUUUGUAUGGGUUUGUAAAAUGAAAUAUUGGGGAGGACUAGUGGUUUUGUUCUUCGUUGUCAUAUCUCAUGGGCAUUAAUGAGGAUCAUAAGGGCAAGAACCCGAGUUUCCUUCCUUUUUCAUUCUGGGAUAGGGUUUGGUUGGGUAGGUAUUUCAAAAAGUAGUAAGAGAGAUCCUUAAGUUUGCAGGUUCACUUAUGUACAAGGGAUUAAAUUCUAUGCCGAAGUGUUCUGAUUAGCAUGUAAAUAACCUGUGAAUUUGCGAGGAGAACUAAUGAUUACUAUGUACUGAUGCUACUUUUAGUUAAUUUCAUGCAAUCGAUUUUGUAUAUUUUA